UAGGUUGAGGAGGCGGGCGGUCUCCCCCCGGCGGCUGGAAGGCGCGGGUCCGGGAGUCGAGGCGGCGAAAGUCGGUCGUUGGGGCUGAGGAGGUGUGAGGGGGGGGGACUCGGUGAUGGCGAUUCGAAAAAUUCACACGACACCGCGUUCGGUGAUGGCGGCGGUGACGGCGGCGGUGACGGCGGCGGUGACGGCUGUCUCGGUCACCAAGUGCAAAUUUAUGAAGUAAAAAAAAAAACGCCUCUUGGGUUUGGUCCCCCGCGGAGAUGAAGCGGUGCAAAUCCGAUGAGAUACCCCUGGAUGAGGACCACGGGAUGAAGGCAAGAGCUGGCGGUGCUGAUGCUGGGAUGAAGGACCAUGUCUACGGGGAUGCUCCUCAGGAUGCCUCCUGCCCCUCUCUCCCUCCGCCUUCGUCCUCCCGCAACAACAAAACGCCAGAUCUUAAGCGAAUCCAGCAGGUGUCUGAAGGAGGCAGUUCAGGUGGCAUGUUUGGACAUGGGCUGAAGCAACUUUUUCACCAUCGGAAACGGUCCAGAGAACGUGACCAGACAACGCAAGACACCUCUCAAUCUUGCCACCAUCACCAUGGGCACUCUGAUCAUGAAUCAGCGGAUGAGAAAGAAAGAUCUCCUGAGAUGCACCGUGUGUCCUAUGCCAUGUCCCUCCACGAUCUUCCCGCUCGCCCUACUGCCUUCAAUAGGGUUCUGCAGCAGAUCCGUUCCCGGCCGUCCAUCAAGAGAGGAGCCAGCCUCCACAGCAGCAGCAGGAGGACAAAAAGUGGAGCAGCUGAAUGUCAGAAAGGUAGUCCUCACCUGGUGCGAAAGACGCCCCAGGACAGUUCGUUGACCGCAAUCCUACAGCAACAUCAAUACAGACCGAGAUCCUCAUCCACCACGGAUACACCCAUUGCUGCUGGCGAAAGUGGCAGCAUCUACCCAGCAAAUGAGGAGUCGGAACGGAUCACAGAUAAGCUUGAAAAGGGAGAUGUGAGUACCCUAGGGCUGCCAGGGAACGCCAGCCAUGGAGGCUCGGACACCAAUAUCAGCCUUGAGGUCCCUGACGGCACCCCGGACCCUCAUAAGACUAAGGCCGCCAUAGAGCACCUUCACCAGAAGAUCCUGAAGAUCACGGAGCAGAUCAAAAUCGAGCAGACCGCCCGGGAUGACAAUGUGGCCGAGUACCUGAAGCUAGCCAACAACGCGGACAAGCAGCAAGCCUCUCGCAUCAAGCAGGUCUUCGAGAAGAAGAAUCAGAAAUCAGCACAGACCAUUGCCCAGUUACACAAGAAGCUCGAACACUAUCACAGAAAACUGAAAGAGAUCGAACAGAAUGGUCCAUCGAGACAACCCAAGGAUGUCCUUCGGGACAUGCAGCAGGGCCUCAAGGACGUGGGGGCGAAUGUGCGAGCGGGAAUCAGCGGCUUUGGUGGAGGAGUAGUGGAAGGAGUGAAGGGAGGGCUGUCGGGCCUCUCGCAGGCCACCCACACCGCGGUGGUCUCCAAGCCCCGGGAGUUUGCCAGCCUGAUCCGCAACAAGUUCGGCAGCGCCGACAACAUCGCCCACCUGAAGGACCCGUUGGACGAGUCACACCCGGAGGAGGCAGCCAGGACUCUGAGCGGCAGCGCCACGCUGGUCUCCAGCCCCAAGUACGGCAGCGACGACGAGUGUUCGAGCGCCACGUCCGGCUCCGCGGCUGGCAGUAACUCGGGGGCGGGCGCCGGGGGCAUGGGCAGCCCCAAGUCAAACACACUGGACAGCCACCACAACAACUUUGAUACUAUCCUGGACGAACUGCGCAAAAUCAAGGACAGCCAGUCGCACCUGGAGGACGCCAUGGAGGACUUGAAAGGGCAGCUACAAAGAGACUAUGCCUACAUGACCCAGUGUUUGCAGGAAGAGCGAUACAGAUAUGAACGUCUGGAGGAACAGUUGAAUGAUCUGACAGAGCUCCAUCAGAACGAGAUGUCUAACUUGAAACAGGAACUUGCCAGCAUGGAGGAGAAGGUGGCCUACCAGUCUGACGAGAGGGCCCGAGAUAUCCAGGAAGCCCUGGAGUCCUGCCUGACCCGCAUCACCAAGCUGGAGCUCCAGCAGCAACAGCAACAGGUGGUGCAGCUGGAGGGAGUAGAGAACGCCAACGCCAGGGCCUUGCUGGGCAAGUUCAUCAACGUCAUCCUGGCCCUGAUGGCGGUCAUUCUGGUCUUCGUCUCCACCAUCGCCAACUUCAUCACUCCUCUCAUGAAGACCCGAUUCCGAGUGCUCUGCACGAUGUUACUGGUGCUCUUCCUGGUGUCCUUGUGGAAACAGUGGGACAAUAUCGUGCACGUCUCACAACAAAUAGGCUUAAUCAGCUGAUGUGGACAGUGGUGGGUGCGGCUGGCAGAUCCGUGUGUGAUUAUUUUUCCAAGGUUUCCAGGCCUUUCGUUCCCCUCCUCCCUCCUUCCCUCCCCUUCCUCCCUCCCACUACCCAUUGUUGUCAAUCACAUUGUGAGCGAGGCAACUAACUGUACUCGGCAUCGCAGCCUGGGACCACGAUAAGGCCUGGAGUCAAAGGGACGAAAGGAGAAUAGCGACCAAGCCAGCUUUGCCAGACUGCCCUGCGCAGACCUGCACGCAGAAGGAAGACAGAUCGACAUGGUCCAUAAUGACUAGUACCAUCUCAGUAUUGCAUCUUUCCCCCCCAACCUCACCUCCACCUUGUUAAUUUAUAACAAUAUAUUUAAGUCUCCUUUUUUGUAGGGGGGGAAAAGAAGGGAGGAGUCUGUAAUGUUUGUGUUACUGCCUAUUUAUUUAUGACUAUUGCAUUGGGUAAUAUAGCAGAAAUGAUUUGCACAUUCCCCUCUCUCUCUAACCCGA
Callorhinchus milii (elephant shark) is the source of this 2855-nucleotide messenger RNA. RefSeq names its product transmembrane and coiled-coil domain family 2 (gene tmcc2). The record is from RefSeq and is a predicted model, not a curated record. Gene Ontology annotation, biological process: amyloid precursor protein metabolic process. Lineage: Eukaryota; Metazoa; Chordata; Chondrichthyes; Chimaeriformes; Callorhinchidae. The transcript is spliced from 7 exons. Gene Ontology annotation, cellular component: endomembrane system. The coding region runs from base 267 to 2354 and encodes 695 amino acids.